AUGUUACCUGACUUUGAUCUGGUGGGUUCUUGCAAUGGAAUCCUCUGUCUGUACAGCACCGUCUCCGACGAUCCACUCUACAUCUACAACCCUUUCUCCAGCUCUGCACAUGGCAAGGAGCUCCCCAAGCUCACGGUACAUGACACUGACACAAUCUGCAGGGUGGUGUUUGGGUUCGGAUUCCAUUCGCGGACAAAGCAGUACAAGGUAGUGAAAGUCGUGUACUACAAGCAAUCGGAGUACGACUUCUCUGGAGGAAACCCUGAAGCCUUUGUGCUGACUCUGGGGACAGAUGACGAUGAGUGGAGACGACUGGGGCGAAUCGCGUACGUUCUUGCUGGUCCAGCAUCGGAGGCAACGGUGGAAUGCAGACUUCACUGGAAGAGCUGGAACCUGGGAGAUGAAGGUGUGGUGUCGUUUGACUUGGAAACUGAGGAGUUCCAGGUCGUGCCUGGACCGAAAGAUUGCAGCAGCUUUGAUCAUCUGGUGAAUUUGAGAGGUAAUCUCUCUGCUGUCGAGUUGAGCAGCGAUGGAUCGGUUGGAGUGUGGGUGAUGAGAAGAUACUGUGUGAAGGAAUCUUGGAGCAAAGAGUUUGCCAUCCCGAGCCAUGUCCCUCGGAGUUAUAAUAUGGAGGGCGGGGCGCCACCAACUAGGAGGAAGAAGAAUGGGAUCAAAGGGAGGUCAUUCAAAGUUCUGUGGGAGUUUAAGGAUGGCAAGGUUCUGUUUCUUUACAGGAGCAAGUGUGUGGUGGUUUAUGAUCAGGUUAGUGGAGGGUUUGAGGACGUCUGCAUUCGAGGGCUUCCCCAGGAGUUUCAAGCAUUUGUUCAUAUGGGAACUCUAAUCUCCAUGGAUCCAGUUAGCAACACUCAGCAUAGAGCAUAA
Linum tenue is the source of this 882-nucleotide messenger RNA. The record is from the annotation of a GenBank genome assembly. NCBI's taxonomy places the organism in Eukaryota, Viridiplantae, Streptophyta, Magnoliopsida, Malpighiales, Linaceae.